Messenger RNA from Onthophagus taurus, 1978 nucleotides. Its product is annotated as fatty acyl-CoA reductase wat. Gene Ontology annotation, molecular function: alcohol-forming very long-chain fatty acyl-CoA reductase (NADP+) activity. The record is from RefSeq and is a predicted model, not a curated record. Gene Ontology annotation, cellular component: peroxisome. Gene Ontology annotation, biological process: long-chain fatty-acyl-CoA metabolic process. Lineage: Eukaryota; Metazoa; Arthropoda; Insecta; Coleoptera; Scarabaeidae.
CCUAACAUGUCCAUAAAUAUAGGUUUUUCCCCACGUGUUCAUGCACAAAACAGAAAAUCUACGUGAUUUCAAUUAUGUAUCAAAAUUAGCGAUUUAUUUAUGCAAAAUGUAAAAUAAUCAGUAUAAAACGGCGUACGCCAUAAACAAAUUAGCCAUUUACAAGUAUUUUCAAUCGAUUUAAGUGUACAUAAAAUAAUUUUAAGUGUUUUAAAAAUAAUAAAAGAAAUAAUUCGUUUAAGAAGGGGGAGAGCCUCUUUUCAAUUUUAAAUCGCGCUCUUUCACUUCCAUUGUUAUAUUUGUUUAUAACUUUCACGUCGAGAACACGCUAACACUAUUCCUUUAUCAUUAGUUUUCAUUCGAGCAAGAAAUUUGAAACUUAAUCGACUCAUUUUAUGUUUAUACCCGCAAAAUACUUUGAAAAGAAUAAAAUUUAUUUAAAUAGAAAUGGAAUCAAAAUCGGAAAUUCAAAAUUUUUAUUCCGGCGCUAACGUUUUUAUAACGGGGGCUACGGGUUUUUUGGGGCGAGUUCUCGUCGAAAAACUGUUGAGAUCAUGCCCGGAUGUUGGGAAUAUUUAUUUGUUGGUGAGGACGAAAAAAGGAAAGAAUCUGCACGAACGCGUCGAGAAUCUGUUGGAAGAUGUGAUUUUUGAUGGGUUAAAAGAGAACGAUCCUAAAUUUAGGCAUAAAAUAACCCCGAUUGAGGGUGAUGUUGCGCUAAACGAUUUAGGGAUUAAUGAGCAAGAUAGAAAACUUUUAACUACUGAGGUUUCGAUUGUUUUUCAUGCAGCAGCCACCGUAAAUUUCAACGAAAAAUUAAAAAUCGCCGUCCCCAUAAACGUUUGUGGCACCCGAGACGUCUUAAAAUUAUGCCAUGAAAUGUCGAAUUUAAAAGCAGUGAUUCACGUCUCAACAGCUUACAGCAAUUGCAACCAAAACGUUACGGAGGAAAAAUUUUAUCCAACUCCAAUCCCUCCAACUAAGCUAAUUGAGUUGGUUGAGGUGUUACCGGAUGAGUUGCAAGAAAAAAUUACUAAAGGUAUUUUACAAGAUUUUCCAAAUACUUAUGCCUACACCAAAGCAAUUGCUGAAAAUGUUGUUUUAGAAGAAAGUUGUGGGCUUCCAAUUGCGAUUUUUCGCCCAGCGAUUGUUACCUCGACGUAUAAAGAACCAAUAAAAGCGUGGAUAAAUAAUUUAUACGGCGCAACAGGGGUUAUUGCUGGAGCUUAUACUGGAGUUUUAAGGGUUUUGCAAUGCAAUGGAGAUAAUUUCGCAAAUAUAGUCCCAGCAGAUAUGACCGUAAACGCAAUGAUCUCAAUUGCUUGGGACAUUCAAAACGUAAAAAAUGACUCUAAUUCUAACAUUCCGAUUUAUAAUUUUGAUUUAACAUCUCAACAACCAUUAACUUGGAACCGAUUUAUGACCGACACAGAGAAAUAUGGGCUUAAUUACCCAACAAUUCACGCAAUGUGGUAUUAUUCCUUCUUUUUAACCACCAACAAAUUAAUUUAUUUGGUAUCAUUCUUCUUCUUGCAUUAUUUACCGGCAAUCUUUGGUGAUUUAUUUUUAAUGAUCACCAUGAAAAAACCCCGCCUUAUUAAAUUUUACAAAAAAGUCCAAACAUUUUCAAGCGUACUCAUUCAUUUUUGUAUCAUCCAUUUCCAAUUUAAAUCUUAUAAAGUACGAGAGAUGAUUGAGAGGAUGUCUGUUGAAGAUCGGACUCUGUUUUUUUGUGACUUAAAAAAAUUAGAUAUUGAGGAGUACCUAAAAAGUUUAAUCCCAGGGAUUCGAGUUUAUUUAUUAAAGGAUUCUUUGAACACUUUACCACAAGCCUUAAAAAAAUGGAAACGGUUGUAUUGGUGCCAUCAAUUCAUGAAAAUCGUAGCUUUAUUGAUUAUUGUAAGGAUAAUUUUUUGGUUUUAUUAAGUUAUUUUUGUAACCUAAAAAGUUUUUAAAUAAAUUUUGUUGUAUUUACCUGAAA